AUGCUUACCGCCAAGAUGCCCGGACCAACGGCGACAAGCACAGAGGCCACUGUUCCACUCCUUCCUCAUCCAUGGCCCUCCAGCCCACUCGCCUCUCUACCCGUCGAGCUCCUCUCCCAUGUCCUCCACCAUGUCGACCAACGCACCGCUACGCGCCUCGCUCGCGCUGCUCGCGCGUUCACCUCGGUCUCGGCGGAUCGGAUUUGGGAAGAGCUGGAUCUCUCCCAGGCGGCAUUUACGGAAGAGCGGACCAUUGAUCAGUGGUAUAAGGAUCAUCAGGACGAGGAUAUCGAUAUCGAGGAUGAGAGGGAGGCCAGGAAGGCGCGCCUGGUCCAGACUCUCGAGAGUGUACUGGCUCAGGGGGAUUCCCGGCGGUGGUGCCGAGUCGAGAAGAUGACGAUAUCUUCACAUUGCACACAGCCAAUCAUGGACAUACUCCGCUAUACGGCUCCGUAUCUUCGCUCCCUCAUCGUACACGCUGGGUGCCACCUCGACGAGCGGCACGGUCACAUGUAUUGGCCGGACGACGGGAACCUGUCUCCCAAUAUGCUGGAUGCCCGGUUGUUGGGACCGGGGAUCCACUUCCCCACCCUGACAAGCGUCCAGCUCUGUCGGGGAUCCAUUGGCCACGCAGAAACCCUCGGAGUGCUCUGCCGCCUCGCCCCGAAUCUGAUCCACAUCGACGUGGAUCUGAACGACACGGUCUGUCGAUUACGCCGGUCAUCGGGCGAUGGUGAUACCGACGACGAAUACCCAGACUCGGAGGAUAAUUCUUCUUCAUCGGCGUCGGCUGACGACGCCUCGGGAGCGGAUGCGGGCGUCGAGGCGGAGGCAGAGGACAUGGGCAUGCCGGAAACGACCAAGAUCAGGACAUUGAGCUUGCGCUUCUCUGUCUCGGAUGAGGGCGGCUGGGCAGGGGCGGCGGUAGGCUGGGAGACGGGGUCUUACUACAACUCAGACGACGAGGAUGAGGACGCGGUGGAAGCCUGGAUGGCUCAUCCGGCUAUCCAGAUACUGGAGCGGAGUCCUCUCGUCGAGCGGUUGACGAUCGACUGUGGUUACGAGGCCCUUUUCAAGGUCCUGAACCGGGUGGUAAAGAUCGCUAGCCAGUACGCCCAUCUUAAGGACUUGUGCUGGCUCGGAAAACCCUACCCGCUCCUUUGUCGCAUAGAGCGGGACGGCCCUGGCUUUCUCAAUAUCGAGCGCCUGACGCUUGAUAGUGAAGGCUGUGACAACCUGUUCCCCGUCAUUCCUCCUCUCUCCAAGCUGCAAUCGGUACACAUCGUAGAUCGUCUUCAUUCACAAGCGGCGUCACCCUCCUCGGACACGGCUCCUGCUGUUGGCAUGGUCCCACGCUUCGCCGCCGGUCUGCGAGCAAACCCUCAGUUGCGCGAGUUCUGUACGGGCGAAGCGGUCAACUCUUCAAUCGGAGGCUCGAUUCGCUCAUGGAUCCACGGGGGAGAGGAAGUGAUCCAUGCUCCGCUUGUCAUGCGCCAUGUUGAGGUUGCCGACACGGUGGCGGGCGGCGGAUGGAGAACUUACCGCGGACCGCGGCAGCCACCUCAAUGCUGUCGCCUCCGGUAUCUGGCACAUACAGAGCCGACGAAAAUCGGGAGUGACGGCGUCACGAAGUAUGAGGGUAGCCCCCAUCGCUACCGGGACAAGAUCUAUCGGCAGUUCCCCCAGUCGGCCAUCGCAGACUUGACCGACUACCAGGGCUCCGCGGUGCCGUUGGAAGUGUUGGAGAGAAUGAGAGUAGUCGAAGGGAUGGAAUUGCGAGAAUGGGAGCAGAGGGGCGUGCAUGUGGGGUCGGAAGCAUGGGGUGUGCUGUUGGAGUGGAAGGUGGCUCAUGAUAAGAAGGUGGCACCAUUGAAGGCGGCGGAAGAAGCACUGCGCGCUCAAAUACUGGCCAGAGAGCAAGCUGCUGCGGAUCGAGAGCAGGCCGCGGAGCUCCUCGCGCAGGAGAAGUUCGACAAAUGGUUGCUGAGGAAUCCAAUCCGGGAGGAACCUCGCAGAAGAAACUACCAUGGUUUUUACUAG
Molecule: messenger RNA, 2040 nt
Organism: Dioszegia hungarica
Lineage: Eukaryota; Fungi; Basidiomycota; Tremellomycetes; Tremellales; Bulleribasidiaceae
Exons: 6
Coding region: 1-2040 (679 amino acids)
Molecular function (GO): protein binding
Source: RefSeq, a predicted model, not a curated record